This is a messenger RNA of Acaulospora morrowiae, 354 nucleotides long. Lineage: Eukaryota; Fungi; Glomeromycota; Glomeromycetes; Diversisporales; Acaulosporaceae. The record is from the annotation of a GenBank genome assembly.
AUGGAGAGAGCUCUAAAAGCCUUUAAGCGUGCCAGUGCAGUAUAUAAGGAAAAGAACAAUAAACCACCGAUUAUCAUUUACGAUAAUAUUAGCCGAUUGGUUUAUAAAAAUCCGGAAAUCCUCGACAUCCUUCAAGAUGAUGCCAAGGAUAAUGUCGAUGACAGAAAGUACUGUAUAUCACUGUAUUUGUUAGCAUUGAAGGUUCGGUGUCUAGAAGAAUGGAAUGUAAGUAAUGCCUGGUUACGUGCGGAUAAACCGGUGAUAGAAAUCAGAGAUCUCAGUGAAAAGGAAUCUAUAGAUUAUCUGGUUAACAAGCGUAAGAUCAACUCUGAAGAAGCAAAAAAAAUUAUAUGA